This is a messenger RNA of Brassica napus (rape), 2720 nucleotides long. RefSeq names its product CRIB domain-containing protein RIC8-like. Lineage: Eukaryota; Viridiplantae; Streptophyta; Magnoliopsida; Brassicales; Brassicaceae. The transcript is spliced from 5 exons. Bases 1879 to 2451 code for a protein of 190 amino acids. The record is from RefSeq and is a predicted model, not a curated record.
UAGGAGGGCAUCGUUGCGUAAGACUUUCAGCUUCAUGUCAAGAUCUAAGCUCAGUAAUGGAACAGGAGGCAUGAUAGCCUCGCAAAUCGCAGAGAGAGCUUGGAGGUCAGAUUGUGAGAAGCCAUGGCUAAAGUUUUCUUGUUUCGUACUCCAUCUCAGCAACGGGUGCCCUCCCUUCUUGCCUCUUGUUCCUCCUACCAUCUCUCUGUUUUCUGCAUUCAUAUUAAAGUUUGUCGGGAAGUCGAAGGCGGUUUCUUAAGUGUUGGGUAAUCAGAACGAAGAAGAAAAAAAAUGAAAUGAAAGAGAGAAAGAAAGAGGGGAAAUUAGUUUGUUUCUUUUUUGAGUUUUAGAUUUAUAUGUUUGUCGUUUUGCGUCUGUGUUGCAUUGUAAAGAAAAAGAAAUCACAAUGACGCAAUAAAUGUAUGUAUUAUGGUAUUUACGUAUGAUAUGUGUCUCUUCAGGUGUGUGAUACAACAGGGUCCACGUGACAACUGCUACAUUGUACAUAUGCUACAAGUGUUUUCUUGGAAAGUGACCAAAACUUGUGAUCUUCCAUUAACAUAUGUGGGCAAUACAAAAAUUAUUUGUCUCUGUCAUACAGUGUUCUUUGUUUCAGGUGUGAAGAAUUAUUGUAGAACAAUAUAAAAUCAUUACUUUAAUAUUUCACUUUAGAUAUUAUUAACGGUGAUGAGAUAAAAUUCAUACCGAUUAAUCUUUUGUUCUCUAAAGUACGAUAAUCAUACAGAAAUUUUGAAAUCACUGACAAUACGAAUAUAUGUUGUAGACUGGCACUGACACGUCCUAUAAACUUUCAGUACUUAAACCAGAAUUUAGAGUACAAUAGUUUGUAGUUAAAUCAUAAUUUAUACAACAUUAGUUGCUUAUGUGUUAUGUAUGUAUAUGUCUACCUCUGUUAUUCUCUUUGCUCAGCUUUUGUUGUACCCGUUGGUAUUGCCAUGUUGGCUUUCUUCUCAUGUACUUUGAACAUCUUCUCCUUUGAUGGAGACUAAGAAUCAAUAAAAGUGUGUGAUUUGACCCCACAAAAAUCAUAGUUAUAUAAGUCGAAAUCCACGUACAUGUUGUUAAUUGUUUUCCAACUUUAACGGCCACCUUUAAUUGUUACCUGUUUUCUUUUCUUGCGUCAUGGCUUACAUCAAUUUAGAUUCAGAUUUUUUGUUUAUUUCUGAUAUCACGAUAUGUAUAGUAUAGUGUUCUUUCAAGAAAUGUAGCCUAGUGUUUUUGUUUACCUUCAAUAUUCAGGCAUUUGUUUGUUUAAUCGUUUCUAGUUUCUAGAUUUUCAAAUUUGAGUGGCUCGUCCCUAAACAGAACAAUCUAAAUAUGAAGUCAUAUUUUAUUUUUAUCAAUUAUUAGCCAAUAAUUGAUUUGUUUUUAUUGACAGCUGCUGAUUCUCUUUACAGUUUUACCAAAUUAAGAUUGCAAUGCAGAACAAGCAAUAAAAUUAGCUUCAUACGUUUAAAUACAUUUCCAACAAAAUGUCGUUCACUGAAUUAGUUUCUAUUUGGUUGUUUUAUCACCUUCACGUUAUUAUUUCAAUAUAUCUGGAAACCAGAAAAUUAGCUCUUAACAUUCUCCUCUUCCUUCUUUUUUUUUCUUUGUUAAUAACCGAGUAUCUUGAUUCAACAUUUUAUUUGGGAGAACAAAAAGUAUAGGCCAUAGAUUUUCAAAUCAAAAUGCUUUCAAAGAAAUCUAAAACAAUCGCUCUUAAUCGAGUCGAAAUGAAUAAUCACAUUUCUUUUCGAUUUUGAUUUCUUUCAUUCUAGUAUUCAGAAAAAAGAAGAAAAAGAAUAAGCAUACAAAAUAGCUUUUUCAUCAUUCUUUUUCUUAGCAACUGUUUUGAUUUGGUUUGGCAAUUUCUUUAUGUCAAACUACAAAAUGAAGGGUCUCUUCAAGGGUCUUAGAUACAUUUCUCAAAUCUUCGAAAACGAGAAAGAGCCAGAGAUGCAAAUUGGAACACCAACAGAUGUAAAACAUGUUGCUCACAUUGGUUGGGAUGGAGGAUCUCCCAAUCAAAAUUCACCGAGCUGGAUGAAUGAUUUCAAUGCAUCCGGUGGAUAUUCAUCGUCGCCUCUAGGAAAUAACAAGGAGGAUGGCUCUUGCAUUUCUGAAGAUUCAACUCGAUCACGUGAUAUACCAAGAUAUCCAAAAUCGUCGAGAGACCGUUCGAACAAUUUGGAAUCACCAGCAAAAGAACGAUCACGACGUGGUUCUUCCAACUCUAGUGGGAAUCCAAAACCUUCACGGAGAUCAAAAGAAUCUUCAAGUAUUUCUCAAGAUGGUUCUGUAAGAUCUCGUCGUAAGAAGUCUAAAGAUUCCGUGAACGGUGGAUCUACAAGAUCGUCGCGGAGAGCACGUGAUUCUCAGACAGAAUCUUUAAACGGUUCAAUUUCUGAUGGAGAAUCAUUGAUAUCACUCUCCUUUGAAGAUCUAUAAGGACACAUAAUGUUCAAAAAAGUGUGGUCUCAAGAUAUCAUAUACAGCUUUGGUUGGUUACUAGAGGAAAUUCAAGCUUGCAUGGGGUUUUCGGAUUUUCUAGAGAAAAAUAUGAUUUAUCAUUAUAUUACCAACCGAGGUGAUCAACUGAAUCCGGAUGUGGAUAUUAUCACUGAUUUCACAAAGAUAUAAAUAUAUAAUCAUGCUCAAUUGCUCAUGAUGUUUUAGAACAAAUUGUUUACGCUAUUUAAAAGGUUUAUUUUUGGUAC